GGUGAAUGGAUGCUAUGAGGCUCUCUCCGGAGGCUCCACCACUGAGGGCUUUGAGGACUUCACUGGGGGCAUCGCUGAGGUCCAUGAAUUGAGGAACGCUGGACCAAAACUCUUCAAGAUCAUCAGGAAAGCUCUGAGCAGAGGCUCCCUGCUUGGCUGCUCGAUCGAUAUCAGUAACUUAGCUGACUCUGAGGCCAUCACGUCCAGUAAGCUAGUUAGGGGUCACGCCUACUCUCUGACUGGAGCAGAACUGGUGUCGUACAGAGGAGACUCCCUGCAGCUGGUCAGUAACCCCUGGGGACAGGUGGAGUGGACCGGAGCCUGGAGCGACGGGGCUACCGAGUGGUGCAGCGGUCUAAGGCACUGCAUCUCAGUGCUAGCGAUGUCACUACAGACACCCUGGAUGUCAUUCUCAGAUUUCCUCAGUCAGUACUCUCGUCUGGAGAUCUGUAACCUUACCCCGGACACCCUCUCAGAAGAUGAGAACCAGAAUUGGGCUCUUAACAAGUUUGAAGGCGCCUGGAGGAAAGGUUCCACAGCAGGGGAAUGGACGGUGCCAAAGGAGCUGCUCCUAGUUAUCACCAAGCCCUGUAUCACCAAGCCCCGUAUCACCAAGCCCCGUAUCACCAAGCCCCGCAUCACCAAGCCCCGCAUCACCAAGCCCCGCAUCACCAAGCCCCGUAUCACCAAGCCCCGUAUCACCAAGCCCCGUAUCACCAAGCCCCGUAUCACCAAGCCCCGCAUCACCAAGCCCCGCAUCACCAAGCCCCGCAUCACCAAGCCCCGUAUCACCAAGCCCCGUAUCACCAAGCCCUGCAUCACCAAGCCCUGCAUCACCAAGCCCUGCAUCACCAAGCCCCGUAUCACCAAGCCCUGUAUCACCAAGCCACGUAUCACCAAGCCUGUAUCACCAAGCCCCGUAUCACCAAAACUACAAUAG
This is a messenger RNA of Oncorhynchus masou masou (cherry salmon), 940 nucleotides long. Its product is annotated as calpain-2 catalytic subunit-like. NCBI's taxonomy places the organism in Eukaryota, Metazoa, Chordata, Actinopteri, Salmoniformes, Salmonidae. The transcript has 7 exons. Gene Ontology annotation, molecular function: calcium-dependent cysteine-type endopeptidase activity. The record is from RefSeq and is a predicted model, not a curated record. Gene Ontology annotation, cellular component: cytoplasm. The annotation marks the transcript as partial. Gene Ontology annotation, biological process: proteolysis.